AUCGUUUAUGUCCAUCAGUUUAUAAAUUGCGCGUCUCAUCGUUGCCGCAUUUCACAGUUAAUUAAAUCGUUAGAGCGUGAAGACUGAAGAAGAGCGAAUUUAAGCGGUUUUAUUUUAGCUUUUUCUACACGUAAAAAUGCUUCGAAAGGUGUUUUUCGUUUGUGUUUUGACGGUGUUCGGAACCAGUGCUGAUUUGUUCAGUGAUUUGCGUCUUUUGUCCGAUUCGGCGGAGCCGAACUUUCCAGUGUUCGAUUUCGAACGGCCUCAAUUUCAAGCCAGACAAUCGUCUGAAUCUUCCAGCAACAAAGAUCGUGAACCACUGGCACCCGACUACAAAGAUCCAGUAAUAGCAGAUCCUGAUGAAAUAAACAAGGACAAACCGGUUUUGAAUCCCAAGAAAAAAGACAAGCAAGGUCCUAAAUAUCCGGUGAUUGCCGGUAUAGGGGGCGGCAUUGUCGACAUCGAUGCCGGUUCGGAUGGGUUGCAGACGUUUUCUAGCCCGUUCGGGCCCGAAUUUGAAUUUCCCGCCUUGCCGACCGGUUUAGGCAGGCCGGGUAGUGGGUUCGGGUUCGGUGGGUUGUUCGGAUUGGACGACGGAAAAAAAUGGUGGAAAGGUGCCAACGUUUGCAUUGAACGUGAAGAAAGCACCGAUGAUGACGAAGAAGAAGAAUCAACCAAAGAAAAUUCCACCGACCAGCAGGAAAAUCGCAACUUGUUUUCGACCUCGAUCCGUCUGAGCAACUGCUUCGAGACUGAUAACAAGUACGAGUGCGUGACAAGAAUUAACAACCAUGGUGUGGUUAAAACCUUCACGGUACGCUAUAAGUGCUGUUACGGGUUCAAGCGUACACAGGAUUCUGACGGAUGUACCAAACAGGUUGAUCUGAAACCGGUGCUUCAAACCUUGGAAGACCUGAAACUGGACGCGUUCAGAAACUUGAUCAAAUCGAGCGGUCUGGAAAGUACCUACGAAGCUGGAAACUUUACAGUUUUCGUGCCAAGUGAUGACGCAAUGCAUGAUUAUGAUGAAAAACUCAACGACAUGAAUAUUGUGGAUCCAGUUAGAAGAAGGAGGACCCUUAAAAACGCCCUAACCUCAAAAGAUUUAGUCCUCAGCCAUACCACCGAUGGAUUUGUUGAAUUGGCCGACCUGGAAAAUGAACAAAAACUGAAAAGCGAAGAUGUUCAAGGCUCAAAAAUCAGGAUCAACAUUUAUCCGACUCACACCUACGAAAAAAUGCUGACAGUCAAUUGCGCACGCGUCAAAAAAAGCAACAUUUUAGCUGACAACGGAGUGGUGCACGUAGUUGACAAAGUCGUACCGCCAGCAAUUGACAACAUCGAGGAAAUAAUCAGGAAUCAUCCAAAGUUGACAAGUUUCAAAAAAAUCCUAGAAAAUACUGAAAUCCCUAAAAAACUCAAACCGGACGGGCAUUAUACCGUGUUCGCCGCCACUGACGAGGCUUUUGCCAAAUUGGAUGAAGUUCAACGACAGAAAUUAUUAAAUGGAGGCGGAUGUGCAUCUAAUAUUCUCAAGCAUCAUUUUGUGGCGCACACGGUAUGUUCGGCGGCCAUUAUUGGUAAUGCAACAACUCACAACGUAGAGGGCGUCGUGUUGAAUAUGGAACGCACCAUGGAUGACGAGUUGAUUUUUGAAGGCAAAGCAAAAAUCGUCGAUACCGAUUUGAUUGGUAGCAAUGGAGUUAUUCAUUUGAUUGAUACUUUAAUCAUACCAGAAUCAGGUCAAUACAUUGGAAAUGUCCUAAAGUUGCACAACUUUUCGAAAUUUCAAGAUUUAGUUGAAAAAGCCGGUCUCGCUGAAGAGCUGGACAAUUUUGAAAACGCUACAGUUUUUGUGCCGGCCGAUGUUGCCUUUGAAACCCCUCAAGCCCGAAAACUUUUGGAAAAAAUCGGUGACGAUAAGGAAAAACUGCGAGACCUAAUCAAGUAUCACGUCAUCGAGGGAAAAGUGCAAUCAUGUGACAUGUCAAAUAACAUGAAAAUCCCUACCAAGGAAGGAGAGGAUUUGAGAGUGAAUUUAUAUUCAACGUUACCUUUAUUCACAAACGUCAUAAAUCGCGCCACCAUCAACUGCGCAAGACUGAUAGGUUUUGAUGAAAAAACCUGCGGAUCAGUUGUGCACGAAAUCAACAAAGUCUUAGCACCCCCUACUGAAAACAUUUACGAAUUGAUUCAAAAAGACGACAAAUAUUUAACCUUGAGGGAACUGUUGAAGGGCACCGAAGUCGAGAAAAUUCUACAAGAAAAUAAUCGUUCUGUGACGUUUUUGGCACCCACCGACGAAACUUUUGCCGCUCUAGACGAGAAAGACAUGACUAGAUUGCGAGAGGAUAAAGAAAGAGCCGAACAAGUGCUGAAACAUCAUAUUUUGACAGAGGUUCUUUGUUGUUCGGGUGUUGGUCCUCAGACUUGGGGCUUCAACAAUUUCAUUCCGACUAUGGACAAUCAGAAAGUCGAAGUGGGCAGGACUGGAAGUCAGGUGCGUAUCAACAGAGCAGUGGUGACAAGUUGCGACAAUUUGGCCACCAAUGGGGUGUUGCAUACUAUCAACAAAGUUUUGGCGCCUCGUAAGCAAUCCGUAGCCACUUUGGGUGGGGGAUUUUUGUUUUUCGAUAUCUAAAUAUGACUGUGUAGUAUUUAUGUUAUUUAUUUGAUUUUAUUUAAUAAAGAUAUUGUUCUAGUUUUAUUGUUUGUCUUUUUUCAAUUGUGUUUAUUGAAUAAAGACAGCUAGUGUUUUAA
This is a messenger RNA of Ceutorhynchus assimilis (cabbage seed weevil), 2760 nucleotides long. Lineage: Eukaryota; Metazoa; Arthropoda; Insecta; Coleoptera; Curculionidae. The record is from the annotation of a GenBank genome assembly.